AUGUCGAGCGAGCGCCAGUCUCCAGAGUGGGGAGUACGUGCACUGAAGGGCCCCUUCGGGCGUCUCACAGUUCCCUUACCUGCAGAUGCAUACAAAAGAUGCCGCAUUAGUCGCCUGUGUUGUCACUUGUUUAACAUGAGAACGCGAACAGUUGGUCGCAAUCAUAUUCGUGCAACGUAUGGCACACACUAUAUGUUGUAAUAAAUACAGGUCGCGGUAGA
Molecule: messenger RNA, 221 nt
Organism: Chondrus crispus (carragheen)
Lineage: Eukaryota; Rhodophyta; Florideophyceae; Gigartinales; Gigartinaceae
Exons: 2
Coding region: 1-201 (66 amino acids)
Source: RefSeq, a predicted model, not a curated record